AUGAACGGCUGCCAAACCGGACAUGUUGCUGCCCAAGCUGGCGGGAGGCUCCCCAGCCAUCCCGUCUCGAUCCGCCCAUCCAAGUCCGAGCUCGAACGCUCGCAGUUGUCCCCUCAGAACCUAGAGGUUGCAAUGCGCAGCCUCCAUCGGGACGGAUUGGUGGUGAUCGAAGAUCUGAUCCGACAUGAUGUCCUCGACCGACUGAACGAGAAGAUGGUCCAGGAUGCCUUCAUCCUGCAGGCGAGGAAGGAGGACAGUCCGUACAAUUACAACCGGGGGAACAUCCAGCAGGAUCCUCCGCCUGUGAAGGAGUACUUUGACACGAGCAUCUUCCUAAACCCCAUUGUCACGCAGGUUACUUCGACCAUGCUAGGUCCACGACCCAAGUGGACCUUUUGCUCAGGAAACACGGCGAUGCCACCCACGGAAGAGACGCCGCCUACGUCGCAACCGGUCCAUUCUGACGCCGACUUUGACCACCCGACACACCCGUUCGCUCUCGUGGUGAAUGUCCCUCUCAUCACGAUGACGCCGGAGAAUGGCUCCACGGAGCUGUGGCUAGGAACCCAUAUUGACAGUGGACCCCACGUGCAGGACGGGCUGCACGGCGAGCGAGCCAGCGGACGGAUCAAGCCUGCUGAGCUGGAGAAACGGCGAGCGAUUCGUCCGCCAUGCCAGCCGGUUGUGCCGAAGGGAUCAGUGGUGAUCAGAGAUCUGAGACUGUGGCACGCAGGGAUGGGAAAUCGCAGCAACGAAGUGCGGGUCAUGUUAGCCAUGAGUGAGCAAUCCAGCCGUCUAUAA
Molecule: messenger RNA, 801 nt
Organism: Rasamsonia emersonii CBS 393.64
Lineage: Eukaryota; Fungi; Ascomycota; Eurotiomycetes; Eurotiales; Trichocomaceae
Product: Phytanoyl-CoA dioxygenase
Exons: 2
Coding region: 1-801 (266 amino acids)
Source: RefSeq, a predicted model, not a curated record